Messenger RNA from Dichotomopilus funicola, 786 nucleotides. RefSeq lists its product as uncharacterized. Bases 1 to 786 code for a protein of 261 amino acids. The transcript is spliced from 3 exons. The record is from RefSeq and is a predicted model, not a curated record. Lineage: Eukaryota; Fungi; Ascomycota; Sordariomycetes; Sordariales; Chaetomiaceae.
AUGGCCAACCACCCCGCCGCGAUUCCGGCCGUAGACUACAGCGACGAGAUCGAGGAGCUCGGAUUCGCGGAGACACACACUCGCAUUGUUGACCUCCCAGAGGAUGACCCCGAUGUCCUCGGGCGCUUCUUGCAGUUUCUCUACACCGGCACAUAUGAAGAUGGUGUGAUUGGAGCGUGGACCUCUGCCGCAGAGGCCAGUAUAAUCACCCCUGAGGAAGUUGAGGAGUUGCUUGCCACCGUCCCUGGCACGGCUAUCGAACCAGAGAGCGAGGACGGUGAAGACGGUGAUUAUUAUCCCGACAAUGAUCAGUACAAUGUGAAUGACUUCCACGACUUUUCCGAGGGUGACUUCGACGAGGACGACUUUGAGGAGGAUUUCCUCUCCGACGAGGAGCAAGAGGAUGAGGACAUGGAGUCAUCAAGCGAGGGGUCUACCCCCGAGGAGCAGCGCAUGGCCGAGGCUGCAGAAGAGCUGAGGUUCCUGGCCAUCAGCCCCGAGUCCGGUGACGAGGAUCACCAGCAUGACUUCUCCGAAGCGGACUGUCAGCGACAGGCCCUAUUUCUCCCGUUACGACUGUUCAUCAUGGCCGACAAGUACGAUGUCCCUUCGCUCAAGCUACUCGCCCGCAAGUGCUUCCGCCACGCCGCGGAAAUGCUGUGGGAGUCGGUCGACUACUUCCCUGACUUGGUCGAUGAGCUGUACAGCAACACUCCGGAGCAGGAUGACGGGAUGAGGUCGAUUGUUUGCCGGUUGGUAGGCCUCACGAUUGUCGGCCCGGAGUAG